This is a messenger RNA of Camarhynchus parvulus, 1662 nucleotides long. Its product is annotated as inositol 1,4,5-trisphosphate receptor-interacting protein-like 1. NCBI's taxonomy places the organism in Eukaryota, Metazoa, Chordata, Aves, Passeriformes, Thraupidae. Bases 1 to 1662 code for a protein of 553 amino acids. The record is from RefSeq and is a predicted model, not a curated record. The transcript has 2 exons. Gene Ontology annotation, cellular component: membrane.
AUGGCUCGGCUGCUGCAGGAGCUGGAGCAGCCCGACGAGGGCUGGGGAGCCGUGCUCUUUGGUGCCCUUCAGCAGUGGCCAUUCUGGGUCCUUGCUGGAGUCCUGCUCCUCUUGGGCCUGUGCUUUAGCUGCAGGAGAAGGAGCCGUCAGGCCAGCAACAAUGAUGUAAACAAAGGGGCAGACAGCGUAGAUGGACAGGAAGAAUACACGGAUGUGAAGGUGCAGCAAAGCAGCUAUGCUAGUGAACAGAGAAGCAGGGAUUGCACUAGGCAUGAAGAUAGCAGUGGUCAUGGUAAUGAAGCAGCGCAUAGUGAUUUAGCUGCAAGUGAGGAUGAAAAUAAGGAAGUUAUAGAAGAAGAUUGCAAUGAGAGAAACAAGGAUAAAGAACAGGGUGAUGUAAAUAUGCAGUCAAACAAGAAGGAGGAUAGAAAAGAAGGCAAACAAGGUCACGUGGCUGCCAGUGAAAAAGAAGACAGUGAUGGUGGCAAGGAAGCAUAUGGCAGUGUGGAAGACAGAGAAAAGACCGGAGAUGUUGGGAAUGAGCAAGGCAUCCUUUUAGUGGACCACAUAGAGUGGCCGGUGGAGGACUUGGAGACAGUCUUCUCAGUGAUAGCUGAGCUGAUGGAGAGCUUGAUGCGUGUCUUUGAGGACAGUGUGAGCCAUAGCUUCUACCCAGUGCCUCAAGAAGCCAUUGGGGUGGGCAGUGCCUUUGAGGGUUGGAGUCCCUGUGACUGGGAUGGGGUGUACCGUGUGCUGGUCCCACUGAAUCCCCCACCAGGGCAUGCCUUCCACCUGGAGGUGAACAGUGCAGGGCAGGUGGCAGCAAGGACCUUCUGUGUCCAUGUGGAGCUGGUGUGCACGUGCGAGAAGGAGCAGCUGGGAGAGAAGCCCUUGUGCUUCUUGCACCAGUCGCGGAAGGGGCUGCGGCGGAAGCAGAAGCGCAGCCUCCUAGAGACGCUCUGCACCGGCUCCUACUUGGACGGGGGAAAAACCUCCCACUGGUUCUGCCAAUUGGUGAGAAGCUCGUGGCUGCAAGUGCCUCAGUGGCACUCAUGGCGCUUGGUGUUUCAGCCCUGCAGCCGGUCCUGCCAAUUGCAGCUGAGCAAAGGCAGGGAGAGCCUGACGGUGGAGAUGCUCUUUGGGGUGUGCCAAGGGGACUCUGACAUCUUUGUGGUCAGCCAGCCCACAGAGGCCAACAUGAUUGCAAGCACAGCGUGGCCCAGGACGUACGCUGUGGCUGAGGUGAAAUUCUUCAGGCACAUUGCCAGGCAGCUGCUGUGUGAGAGCUUGCACCUGAAAUGCCUGCAGCUCUUCACCUGCAUCCUGAGGGGCACAGGAUUUUCCAGCUCUACCUGGAAGACUGUGGUCAUGCACGUGCUGACCACAGUACCUCUGUCCCGGUGGAACAGGAGUGCAUUUGCACGGCGGCUGUGGGACAUCAUGGCGUACCUGGACCACUGCCUGCAGCUGACACGCCUGGAGCACUUUGUGCUAGGCAAUGAGAGGCUUCCUGCAGAGAUCAGCUUGCCACUGGCAAUGCGAGGGGUUGAGCUGCCCAACCUCUUUGAGCACCUGGCCCACGAUCUGGCCGCCCUCAGAGAGGCAAUGCAAGCUUAUGGUCAGCUGCGAUUUUGCCUCUGGGUGCUGCUCUCCCGCCACUGA